AAUCCCGUAUAACAAGGACUAGGGUAACAGGAAGUCGUAAGUGGCGCCAUUCCUAAAAACGUGUAUCAAGGGAGCGAGUACCGGCAGCUCUGUUUUCAUUCAAAAUAUUUGAGAUCAUUGAACGUCUGCAUAAGUAAAUACUCUUGAUUAGAAUUGUGUAUAAUGGCUGGACGUGGCAAGAAAAGAAGUCGUGAUGAAGGAAAGGCCUCCAAAUUGGACUCCAAACGCUCAAAGACAUCAGUAUCCCACCCGAGUCACGGUGACACAGCCGGCCUGGUAUUGACCCUGGGAGAGGGGGACGUGGGGCAGCUAGGCCUGGGGGAGGACAUUCUAGAGAGGACUCGCCCAGCCCUCGUCAAUCUCCCCAACGCUAUCCUGCAAGUGUGUGCUGGAGGAAUGCACACUAUGUGUUUAACCGACAAAGGAGAACUGUUUAGUUUUGGUUGCAAUGACGAGGGCGCCCUCGGCCGUGACACAUCUGUUGAGGGGUCGGAGAACACCCCAGCCAAGGUGGACCUGGCAGCCAAAAUUGUGCAAGUGAGCGCCGGGGACAGCCACACCGCUGCACUCUCCAGUGAGGGUAUUGUGUACGCCUGGGGGAACUUCAGGGAUGCCAGUGGAUCCAUGGGGUUGUCGUCUGCAGGUAUUUCCAAAGUACCGCUCAUGGUACUUCCAGAUGAAACAGUUGUAAAGAUAUCAUCUGGCAGUGACCACCUGGUGUGUCUGACGACCCAGGGUGAAGUAUACACAUUAGGCUGUGCCGAACAGGGUCAGCUGGGCCGUAUUGCAGGCUGCUUCACUGCAAGAGGGGGGCGGAAGGGGUUGGAUCUGAUCCUCAACCCGGGACUGGUCAGAUGCAAAAAGUACAGGUCCAGGAAGAUGGUGCAGUUCUCGGACAUCUGGACCGGCCAGUACAUGACAUUUGCACAGGAGAAGGACACGGGAGACAUCUAUGCCUGGGGAUUAAAUAAUUACUACCAGCUAGGUUUUGAUGACAUGGAGAAUCGCUAUUUGCCGGAGCGAGCGGCCUCCUUCUGUAUGGGAACUGACUGGAAGAGCAUCAUGGCUGGGCAGCAUCACACGGUCGCACUGGACACAGAGGGGCGAGUGUUCACGCUUGGCCGGGCGGACUACGGCAGGUUGGGGCAUGGUGAAGAGGGGAAGGAGCUGUCGGAGCCAACGCUGGUUGCAGCGCUACAGGAGAACAGGUGUACACAGAUCGGCGCAGGGGGAUGUGUGUCUCUUGCUGUCACAGAGAAAGGUACUGUGUAUGCGUGGGGAAUGGGAACGAGCCGGCAGCUGGGCCAGGCGGAGGACGACGACAUCUAUGAGCCAACAGUGAUGGGCGGCAAACAGCUCGAGCACAGGAAAGUAAUUUCAGUAGACGCAGGGGGCCAACAUACAGUUCUGCUUGCCAAGGACAAGAAUGGAAACUGACCAGUCGGAUAUGUUAUAGCUGAGGUCUGAUUAGAAAGUUGCAGUACUGAAGGAUGGAAGUGAAUUUCAUCCUACAGUUUGCGGACUCAGAUCUGUCUGUUGAAGACCAAGACAUUGUGUGUGUGUUCCUGUGGAAUAGGAACAGACUAUAGCAGAGGCAGCAGGGGCUAUCUAACAUGUUGGUGAAGACAGACAUGAGUUGACAUGGAAGGUUUCAUUAUUUUAGCAAGAUUGGCUCGUAAUACUUUUACCGAAUGAAUUUUAUUGAACUUUAAGAUCCCUUGAAGGAUCUGGUUAUGUUUACCUGACAUUAUCAAAGUCAAACAGUAAUAAGGAUUAUCAAAAGUGAAUUGAGUGGAUAUGCCUUGAAGUUUCUUGUACAGGGGACCAAAAUAACUGCUGAGGCAGAGUAAAAAGUAUAUUGAUGACAAGGUGUCAAUAUCAUCAUGUCCACAUUUUUGGAAAAUAAUAGUUUGUAGCAAGUUGCACCAAACUGACGAAAGUGAAGAAAGUGCUAACAGCUUUUGAGUAGUUGUGUGAUGCAGGUUGCCUUGUUGCAGAUGAUCGUCAUGUUUGUCCCUGCUCAACCCGGACUCCAUCUUGUCUGUCUCAUGUUUAUUACUGGACCUCUGCUGGCAGCAACACAGAGUUUUAGUAUUUAUCAAUAUAAACUUGAACAAUGAGAAGACAAUUAUAUCAUCUCACAAAGUGAUCUUUCAUUUGUGGUGUGUGUGUGGGCCUUGCUUGACAUUUUUGUGUAUAGUUGAGCGGCAGCAAGGUUUUAGUGUUUUGAGGCUAGUGUUAAUGAUAUUUGCCCAGAUUUUAGAACCAAUACCACAUGUAUAUUUGUCAUGAGAAUUUCUACUGUUUUAUCCUUCACUGUGUCAAGGCUAUGUUUAUAUUGAAGUGCUGUCCGGCUUAUUCCAAAGCACCUCUAAGGAACUUGAUAAAAAUGCUUUCAUCGAAUGUAUGUUUAAUUAGUUGUUCCAAACUUUAUUUUAUUAUGAAAUGAUUGCUACUUGUGUGUGACAUCUUGUAUGUAAAAGUUUGCUUGACUGAGUGCUUGUAUUUGGAAACAUGUUGAACGAUAAUGAGAGAUUUUGUAAAGCUGAUUUUGAAUAAAGGAAUCCAUUAGA
This is a messenger RNA of Haliotis rufescens (red abalone), 2573 nucleotides long. Its product is annotated as regulator of chromosome condensation-like. Gene Ontology annotation, molecular function: guanyl-nucleotide exchange factor activity. The record is from RefSeq and is a predicted model, not a curated record. The coding region runs from base 163 to 1437 and encodes 424 amino acids. Gene Ontology annotation, cellular component: cytoplasm. The transcript has 12 exons. NCBI's taxonomy places the organism in Eukaryota, Metazoa, Mollusca, Gastropoda, Lepetellida, Haliotidae.